UUUUAAUUUAAUUAUUAAUUUUUGUCACCGAGCCUCUUCCUCGCUGCUGAUGAAUUAAAAUCGGAGUGGGAGUUUUGAAAUCUGAAAUUAUCGAAAUGACAUCCAAUAACCCUUACGAAAUCAUAGACGAUGAUGAUGAGGGGUUUGAUUGGGAAGCAGCUGCAAGAGAAAUCGACGUCGUUUGCCAACAAAGCAAGUGUGUUAGCAGCAGUGGCUGUGAUGCAAAGGGGAAGGCGAAGGCGAAGGGAAACAAUGGCGACUCAUCCCGGCAAUCCACUCUCGAUCAGUUUGUGGUCACUGCCAAGAAGGAAGCCCCAGUGCUUCAGGCCCAACACGAAGAAGAAGAAGUCCCAACGUCCGCCUCCAUCCACCACAUUGAUGCCGACGCAGCCAAAACUUGGAUAUACCCUGUUAAUGUUCCUCUCCGUGACUAUCAAUUUGCCAUCACGAAAUCCGCACUUUUUUCAAACACAUUGGUGGCAUUGCCAACAGGAUUAGGCAAGACACUCAUCGCUGCUGUUGUUAUGUAUAACUACUUCAGAUGGUUUCCUCAAGGAAAAAUAGUCUUUGCUGCUCCUUCUCGACCACUUGUCAUGCAGCAGAUAGAAGCAUGCCAUAAUAUUGUUGGAAUACCCCAGAAAUGGACAAUUGAUAUGACGGGUCAAAUAAGUCCUCCCAAAAGAGCUUGUUUUUGGAAAACAAAGCGGGUUUUCUUUGUCACCCCACAAGUGUUGGAGAAAGAUAUUCAUUCUGGUAUAUGCUUAGUAAAGUACUUGGUGUGUUUGGUUAUUGAUGAAGCUCACAGAGCUACAGGAAAUUACUCUUAUUGUGAAGCUGUUCGUGAGCUGAUGGCUGUACCAGUGCAACUUAGAAUAUUAGCAUUAACUGCAACCCCAGGAUCAAAGAAGCAGACAGUCCAGCAUGUUAUUGAUAAUCUUCAUGUCUCCAAGCUUGAAUAUCGCAGUGAGGUUAACCAUGACGUUAUUCCAUAUGUUCAUAACAGGAAGAUAGAGUUGGUAGAGGUUGCAAUGGGCCAAGAUGCUGCAGAAAUAAAUGAUAAGCUUUUGGAUGUCAUUCGUCCAAUAGUAGCAAGGCUUAAUGAUAUUGGGGUCAUUCAGAAUAGAAAUUAUCGUACUUUGAGCCCUUGUACGUUACUUGAAAUAAGGGAAAAGUUCCGUCAAGGACAUAGGCAAGACCUUUCUAAUAUCAACAAUGUAGAUGUCGAAGGGUAUUUUGGGGUUCUUAUCACUCUUUAUUACAUCCAUAAGCUACUUUCAAGUCAUGGAGUAAGGCCAGCACAAGAAAUGCUUGAAAGAAAAUUGAAGCAAGGAUUUUUCGCAAAAUAUAUGAGUAAAAAUGAAGUUAUGCUGAAAGCAAGGCAACUGAUGCAGCAAAGCUUGUCUCAUGGAGCAUCUAGUCCUAAGCUCUCCAAAAUGCUAGAAGUACUACAUGAUCAUUUCAAAACCAAUGAUCCCAAAAGUUCAAGGGUAAUUAUCUUCUCCAAUUAUAGAGAAAGUGUCAGGGACAUUAUGGGUGCACUUGGAAACAUUGGGGAACCAGUCAGAGCUACAGAGUUUAUUGGUCAAAGUUCAGGGAAAGCAAUGAAAGGUCAGUCCCAAAAAGUUCAACAGGCUGUGCUGAAGAAAUUUCGGUCCGGUGCCUACAAUGUUAUUGUUGCUACAUCAAUCGGUGAAGAAGGUCUAGAUAUAAUGGAAGUUGAUCUUGUCAUAUCUUUUGAUGCAAAUAUUUCACCACUUAGAAUGAUUCAGCGAAUGGGAAGAACUGGAAGAAAGCAUGAUGGACGAGUUGUAAUUUUAGCUUGUGAAGGGUCAGAGUUGAACGGCUACUUGCGGAAGAAGGCAAAGAGCAAGAGUAUAAGUAAACACAUGCGAAAUGGGGGUGUAGAUAGCUUCAACUUUCAUCCUAGUCCAAGAAUGAUUCCCCAUGUCUUCAAACCUGAAGUUCAAUAUGUUGAGAUGUCAAUUGAGAAAUUUAUUCCCCGUGAAAAGAAUGUGAAAGAUGUCCCUCUUCCAAUUUCUCCAUCCAAAGAUAAACUCACUGUUGCUGAAAUGGAUUUACUUAAAAUGUAUUUCCAUUCUACUGAGGAAAAUACAAGUAGAUUGUCUCUCAUUGCCUUUCCUUACUUUCAAACCUUUCCUUCUAGAGUUCAUAAAGUCAAGCAUUCCCUUAGAACAAUGAUGCUUAUAGACGCAAUGCAGCAUUUGCAAGGAUUAGAAACGUGUCCAGGAAAUGACAAAACUACUCUUCAGGAAGGUUCGUGUUUAGGAAAUAGCAAGCCGUUUUCCAUUUCUGUGGCCAAACAUGACACUGAAUCAUGCUAUAGGCAUACAAUGGAAAGGAAUGUUGACACCAUAAAUUGUAUGAACUUGGAUUCCCAUCCUUUGAGGAUUAAAACCAAAGAUACUAUUGAUCUAACUAUACAAGAAGAUAGUACUUUCGAUGACUUGAUUGAGCAUGAAGAGGAUUCACUCCAGGGUGAUGAGAUAGUUCCCGAGACUCCGGUUGCUAAUAAAAGUGCAUCAAAUGGAGGAGAUGAUGCUGGUGAAACGACCAACCUUGUGGUCAAGACUUCAUUGUUUCCAGAAGAUGUAUGCAUUAAUGGCAUUAGAGAAGGAGAAUUUAGUCCUCGCUUAACUGAUUUCAUUACAAGUGGUGUUGUUCCAGAGUCUCCAGUUGAUGAUGAACAAGAGAAAUCAAGAGGCAAGUCUGUAAUUCGAGACUGUAUUUUGCCUGUUCGACUCCACGAAGAACAGGAUACGAGUCCCUUGAGUUCUAUGCGAAGUGAAAAAGUUGUAAUUGAGGGCAGUACUGGCAAGAAUGUCUCUAAUUCUCCAGUAGAUAAUGGAACUCGAACUCCUUUACUUGAGCUGAAGAAUUCUGCAAUUAAAAGACGACGCAUCAUUAUUUCCCAAACUGAGGAAGGUCACUCACACAUGUCUGACCCAAGCUUCAGGGAAGAAUCACAUUUAAGCUCUGGUAAAAUGCCUGGAACUGCAAGCAUUCAACCUUUGCGCAAAUUUAAAAGGUUGCGGAAAGCUGCAGAUGGUGACGGCAAAGCUAAUCAGGAAAACAAUGAUCCCAUCCGAUAUAAGCAUGUUCAAAGUCAUUUUGGUAAAAGGAAAUCAACGAAUGAUGUGAGAGACUUCAUUGAGGAGGAAGCUGAGGUCUCUGCAGAGGCAAAUGUAUCUAGUGACGAAGAUGGAGAAGAUGAUGUUUCUUAUGACAGUUUCAUUGAUGACAGGACAAAUCCUAUAGGAGAAAGUCAGCCUGAAGUUAGUAGAGUGGACAUGAUGGCAAUUUACAGGCGUUCUUUGCUUAGUCAAACGCAGAUAAAUGGAAGUUACAGCUCUUCUGCCAUGUUCAGCCCUGACAGUGUGACUAAUGGAAGUGGGAGCUCUUCAGGCAAGACAGUAAUGAGUCAUGUUCAUGGCAACUGCAUAGACAAAGAAAAAGUGCCAUCAACUAGUUCCCUUACAGGAAACGUUACAAGUCGUAAAAGAUUAUCCCUUUAUCAUUCAGGAGGACACCUUCCAACUAUGAACCUUGAACAAGAAUUUGCACUUCAAUCAAAGAAAGACUUGGUGGAUGCCCCUGAUUUUACUGUGGAUUAUCAAUGUGAUGAUCAAUUUUAUAACGACCUUGAUCUUGAUGAGCUGGAGGCACAAGCAAUCUCACUUCAUAAAAAGAAAUUAAGUUUGUCAACUCAGAAGCAAGAUGCAAUCCCUCUACCUCCCUCUCUGAAGGAAGAUAGCUUUUGGGCUCCAUCGUUUGACCUUGGCAUAUGAGAAACAAUUGAUGCAGCUUGCUACUUCUGUUUUGUAUAUUGGUUAGAUUAGAUAAAUCUUUAUGAUUCACCUUUCUGUAUAUUCAUUUAUGCGGAUUCACGCCCCAAUGUUGUUUGGCUCCCCCUCUUAUGGACAUUGCUAAGGUCAAUUGCGACGGGAGUGUUUUUACUGAUUGGUAUUUGGCUGGCUUUGGUUGUGCAAUUUGUGAAGCGCAAGUAGAUGGAUCAAGGGCUGUUUGGGUUACUGUCACAAAUUAAUGUCUUACAUAGUGAGCUAUUUGCAAUUUGAGGAGGUCUGGUGCUGACUAGGGCGUCUGGCCUGAGGAGAAUCUCGUGUGAAAGACAGCAUUGAUGCUUUCUCUUUGGUUAACAGUACUGAAGAUACAUGAGCUCUUAUGUGAGAAUGGAAGGUUAUCGUCAAGUUCAUUCAGCACUCCGCUGCAUGCUUAGGACGGCUGAGUCCACAGGUUCCAUAUGUAGCCCAGACUGCUGUCGAGGCUCAUGUGGCUAGCGAUCUGGCCUCUUCGGAUUCCCAAUGUUGAUAUGGUGAUGAAUUAUAAGCACAACAAAUGGACAUCAUAUCACUAGGCUUUUGGUUAAUGCAAUACAGCACGCAAUAUUGUUAUUUAUCAUGAGGGAUAUUUAUUCAUUUUUACAUAAGACCAUUAUGUCUAUUCAUCUGUAAUUAUAGUUAGUUUAUUACAAAGAUGGAUAUCAAUAUUUUCCUAGUGACACUAA
Molecule: messenger RNA, 4543 nt
Organism: Arachis stenosperma
Lineage: Eukaryota; Viridiplantae; Streptophyta; Magnoliopsida; Fabales; Fabaceae
Product: DEAD-box ATP-dependent RNA helicase FANCM
Exons: 23
Coding region: 96-3806 (1236 amino acids)
Biological process (GO): replication fork reversal; double-strand break repair via synthesis-dependent strand annealing; interstrand cross-link repair
Molecular function (GO): 3'-5' DNA helicase activity; ATP binding; hydrolase activity
Source: RefSeq, a predicted model, not a curated record